GGGGCGCCGCUGGGCGGGCCGAGCGCCGGGGGCGCCGGGCGGGAGGGCCGGGCUGCGGAGAGGCCGUGCCCGCAGAGGGUGGGCCGUGCCCGCGCAGGCGGCCCGGCGAAGUGCCGGUGCCCGGACGGCCGGGUGGGUGCCGUGCCGAGCUCGCCCCUGAGCUGGUCACACACUGGUGCUCCGGUCAUUAACCUCGGGCAUGUGUUUGUGGAAAACCUAGGUUUCCAAAAUGAACAAAGAUGCGCAAAUGAGAGCAACCAUUAACCAAAAGCUAAUAGAAACAGGAGAGCGGGAACGCCUUAAAGAGUUGCUGAGAGCCAAAUUAAUUGAAUGUGGCUGGAAGGACCAGUUGAAGGCACAUUGCAAAGAUGUCAUUAAAGAAAAAGGAUUAGAGCAUGUUACUGUUGAUGAUUUGGUGGCAGAAAUCACUCCCAAAGGCAGAGCUUUGGUACCAGACAGUGUAAAGAAGGAGCUCUUGCAAAGAAUAAGAACCUUCCUUGCUCAGCAUGCCAGUCUUUAACUUUGACAUUCAUCUGGGAUACAGUUUCUGUAUUACAUCAGUCAUGUCAGGAUUGGAAUGCAGUUUACAUACUUCAUAAGGAUGAAAAAUCAUUAAUUUUUCUCUGCACUGCAUCGAUUUCUUAAAGUUGGUGUUAUUUUAAUAAAAAAUUUUGUGGA
Molecule: messenger RNA, 678 nt
Organism: Onychostruthus taczanowskii (white-rumped snowfinch)
Lineage: Eukaryota; Metazoa; Chordata; Aves; Passeriformes; Passeridae
Gene: ENY2
Product: ENY2 transcription and export complex 2 subunit
Exons: 5
Coding region: 230-520 (96 amino acids)
Biological process (GO): regulation of transcription by RNA polymerase II; poly(A)+ mRNA export from nucleus; positive regulation of DNA-templated transcription
Cellular component (GO): SAGA complex; nuclear pore; DUBm complex
Molecular function (GO): transcription coactivator activity; chromatin binding
Source: RefSeq, a predicted model, not a curated record